Coffea eugenioides is the source of this 2393-nucleotide messenger RNA. RefSeq names its product probable beta-D-xylosidase 7. The record is from RefSeq and is a predicted model, not a curated record. Gene Ontology annotation, biological process: arabinan catabolic process; xylan catabolic process. The transcript has 6 exons. The coding region runs from base 1 to 2340 and encodes 779 amino acids. Lineage: Eukaryota; Viridiplantae; Streptophyta; Magnoliopsida; Gentianales; Rubiaceae. Gene Ontology annotation, cellular component: plant-type cell wall. Gene Ontology annotation, molecular function: xylan 1,4-beta-xylosidase activity; alpha-L-arabinofuranosidase activity.
AUGAAAGUUGGCAGAUAUCUUUUCUUCAUCCAAACAAUAUUAAUCUCAUCACUUUCAUUCUUCCUUAGUAGAACUGAAUCAACUCAGGCACCGUUAUUUUCUUGUGACUCAUCCAACCCACUAACAAAAUCCUACCCAUUUUGCAAUACCACCUUAGCCGUCAACGAAAGAGUUGAGGACCUCGUUUCACGUCUAACGUUGGAUGAAAAGAUCGAACAACUGGAAAACUCGGCACCGGCGAUCCCACGUCUCAAUAUCUCCGCCUAUCAAUGGUGGUCUGAAGGGUUACAUGGAAUAUCUAGGCAUGGAAAAGGGAUUAGAUUUAAUGGCACAAUUGCUGCUGCCACCAUGUUUCCUCAAGUCAUUCUUGCUGCUGCUUCAUUUGAUACUCACCUCUGGUAUCGCAUGGGUCAGGCUAUUGGAAGAGAAGCUAGAGCAUUUUACAAUGAGGGUCAAGGAACGGGAAUGACAUAUUGGGCACCAAACAUAAACAUAUUCAGGGAUCCCAGGUGGGGAAGAGGACAGGAGACGCCAGGGGAAGAUCCGCUGUUGGCAAGCAACUAUGCAGUGUCAUAUGUAAGGGGAAUUCAGGGAGAUAGUUUUGAAGGCGGGCAACUCAAGGAUGGGCACCUUCAAGCCUCAGCUUGCUGCAAGCACUUCACAGCCUAUGAUUUGGAUAACUGGAAUGGUGUUAAUCGUUAUAUCUUUGAUGCUAAUGUGACCGAGCAAGAUUUGGCAGAUACAUACCAACCACCAUUCAAGAGCUGCAUAGAAAAAGGGCAAGCUAGUGGCGUAAUGUGUGCUUAUAAUCGCAUCAACGGUGUCCCAAACUGUGCUGAUUACAGCCUCUUGAUUAAGACGGUGCGCGAACAAUGGGGUUUUCAAGGGUAUAUAGCUUCAGACUGUGAUGCAGUUGCUGUCAUGCAUGAUAAUCAAGGAUAUGCCAAAUUACCAGAAGAUGCAGUGGCAGAUGUUCUCAAAGCUGGCAUGGAUGUUGAUUGUGGUUCAUACUUGCUGAAAUACAGUAAAAGUGCCAUUGAACAGAAGAAACUUCCUGAAUCUGAAAUAGACAGAGCCCUUCGAAACUUGUUUUCCAUCAGAAUGAGGUUAGGAUUAUUCGAUGGCAGCCCAAGAAAUCUCAAAUUUGGAAACAUUGGUCCAGAACAGGUCUGCACCCAAGAGCAUCAGGACCUUGCGCUGGAAAUUGCUAGAGACGGUAUUGUUCUUCUAAAGAACUCAAAUAGCCUCCUUCCUCUUCCAAAGGACAAAACCAUCUCCCUUGCUAUUGUCGGCCCCAAUGCCAACACUUCACAAACACUUCUAGGCAACUACGAAGGCCUGCCUUGCAAAAACAUUACAAUUUUCCAAGCAAUUCAGAGCUACCUGGAAAGUGCAGUUUACCAUCAGGGGUGUGAUGCUGUAAACUGUACUUCGGUUGCACUCAAUGAAGCACUUGAUGCAGCAAAAGAUGCAGAUUAUGUUAUUUUAGUUAUGGGAUUAGACCAAACCCAGGAAAGGGAGAAAUAUGAUCGAAUGGAGUUGAUGCUCCCUGGGAAGCAGGAGAGUCUCGUGGAAAGUAUCGCAUUGGCUGCAAAGAAACCUAUUAUUCUGGUGGUACUAUGUGGCGGUCCAGUAGAUAUAUCCUUUGCCAAAGAUGACCCAAAAAUCGGAAGCAUCCUAUGGGCUGGUUAUCCAGGAGAAGCUGGAGGAACAGCAGUUGCAGAAAUCAUUUUUGGCGAUCACAACCCAGGAGGUAGAUUACCAGUGACAUGGUAUCCAAAAGAUUUCGUCCAAGUCCCAAUGACAGACAUGAGGAUGCGAUCAGAACUUGCUACAGGCUAUCCUGGACGCACAUACAAAUUCUACAACGGCGUAAAAGUUUUUGAAUUUGGCUAUGGCCUUGGCUAUUCUAAUUUUUCCUAUGAGUUUGUUCAUGUCACCUUUAAGAAGCUCUACUUAAACCAGUUAUUACCUGCUAAGGCGCUGAAAUUCACUGGUCCCCAUCGGUAUCUGUCCAUUUCAGAAUUAAACAAUGAACACUGCGAUAGCAUAGAGUUCUCAGCAAAAGUUGCUGUGAAAAAUCUUGGGGAAAUGUCCAGUAAGCAUCCAGUGCUAUUAUUUGUAAGGCAAGCCAAGCUAAGCUAUGGGAGUCCUCAGAAGCAGUUGAUUGGGUUUCAGAGUAUUACAUUAGGUGCAGGGGAGAGGGCUGAAGUUGACUUUGUUUUGAAGCCUUGUGAGCAUCUGAGCAAAGCCAACAGAGAUGGCUUUAUGGUGAUUGAAGAAGGAUCUUAUUACUUGAUUGUGGGGGACAAGGAGCCUCACAUUACUGUGGAAUUAUGACAUUGGUAAUUUUUUCAAGAUUCAAGAUUUUGCUCCCUUUACUUGUACUAAGA